AAUGUGACAAUGAAGGCUAUGAAGGAACAGAAUUAAAAGAUAAAUUAGAUGUAGAGAUACUUUUGUGGUUAUUUAAGUUUCAACAAAGGUACCAGAUACCUGAUAUAGCUCUGGAGGCCUUGAUUAAGUUUUUAAACAAUAUGCUUAUGAUGAUCGAUGAUUCUAAGUUUUGUGAAUUUCCUACUUCUUUAUUUAUAGUAAAAAAGAAGUUAGGAAUUUUUCAACCAAAAUUAAGGAUGGCA
Molecule: messenger RNA, 242 nt
Organism: Dentiscutata erythropus
Lineage: Eukaryota; Fungi; Glomeromycota; Glomeromycetes; Diversisporales; Gigasporaceae
Source: the annotation of a GenBank genome assembly